ACAAGUGUGGCUUUGAACUUUAACUUCACCUUUGCUGCUGCCGAGUCCCGAGUCGUCGUCCCUCGUCCAUCAUUCUCUCUGCUUUUUCUCAACAAAUAUUCCCUACCCCCAAAACCCCUACCCGUCUCUCAAUCCGAUUCCAAACUCCUCCUCCUCUUUCAUGACGAUUGGUUCAGCCGGAUCCAGCAUCGUUGUGCCGAGAAAUUUUAGGUUGCUGGAAGAACUCGAGCGUGGAGAGAAGGGUAUAGGAGAUGGUACUGUAAGCUAUGGAAUGGAUGAUGGAGAUGACAUUUACAUGCGCUCUUGGACGGGUACCAUAAUUGGUCCACUCAAUACUGUUCAUGAAGGACGCAUAUAUCAACUUAAGCUUUUCUGUGACAAAGAUUAUCCUGAGAAGCCACCAACUGUACGAUUUCAUACACGCAUCAAAAUGGCUUGUGUCAACCAUGAAACUGGCAUGGUUGAAGUAAAGAAGUUUGGAAUGCUGGCAAAUUGGCAGCGGGAGUUCACCAUGGAAAACAUACUGAUACAGCUGAAGAAGGAAAUGGCAGCCUCGUACAACCGGAAGCUUGCCCAACCACCGGAAGGUACAUACUACUAAUUGGAGGCAACUUUGAAGGUUUGUCACAUUUGUUGAAAAACGAAUUGGCAUAGGCUGAAAUGCUUGUACAUAUGUACAAUAUUUCAAUUAAUGGUAGGUUUAACAAAAAAAGCAGUGGUCCUUAAGGAGCUUUAGUAUCACUUGCCCCCUACCUUUCUCUUUUUGGUAUUUCUUUUGUAAACUUUUUGAAUUAGAUUUUUCUCCAUGUCUUGAUUGAAAUACUGAAAUCAUUUGUGAACGAUUAAUCGUUUCAGAUGCUUUGAUUGCAGA
Messenger RNA from Malus domestica (apple), 871 nucleotides. Its product is annotated as ubiquitin-conjugating enzyme E2 variant 1D-like. Gene Ontology annotation, biological process: protein K63-linked ubiquitination; DNA damage tolerance. The record is from RefSeq and is a predicted model, not a curated record. Lineage: Eukaryota; Viridiplantae; Streptophyta; Magnoliopsida; Rosales; Rosaceae. Gene Ontology annotation, cellular component: nucleus.